AUGACAACCCGCAACAGAGUCCUUGAUACUCUCGACUACAAUUACGAGAGUCGCAUUCAAGUGGCGCUUGAUAGCCACGCCGCCAAUCCCGUCCCCUUCGCUGAUCGUAUCAAAUUCUUUGAUAUGAUUACCAAUGGCGUCCAGGCUCUGUCCAAAUUUUACCUCGACGAAGCGAUGGAGAUAACUAAAAGGCUAGCGAGGAUUCGUGGCUUGAUGAGCGAUGCAAAGCAGGUACAGAAGGAUAGUCUGGUGGCGAAUAAUGGUCAGGGGGCGGUGAAGGAUAAUGUUGAUAACUAUAGCGAAGCUGCGUCUAGGUUGAGGAAGGAGUUUGAGAGAGCAAUGCGCGGGGUGGCGGAUUGCGAUUACGCGCUGGUCAUAUUUGGUGAUAUGGUUGCAGAAGCAGAGGGAUUCGAAGAGAAGCUUGAUCUCGAGGAGACGCUUGGAAGCUUGGACUUGAACAUUGAUUGUGUUUGA
Morchella sextelata is the source of this 474-nucleotide messenger RNA. RefSeq lists its product as uncharacterized. The record is from RefSeq and is a predicted model, not a curated record. The coding region runs from base 1 to 474 and encodes 157 amino acids. The transcript has a single exon. Lineage: Eukaryota; Fungi; Ascomycota; Pezizomycetes; Pezizales; Morchellaceae.